AUGGAUCGUGUUCGCUGUUUAGCUGGUGAACGAGAAAUACGUAAAUUACAAACACAAUAUGCAAUAAAUGAUUGUUUAUCAUUAACAAAAUUGAUGUUCUCCGUCUUAUAUGAUUGGACACCAGAACAAGUGAAGAAUUACGAAACAUCAUUACAAUCAUUACAAUUACCAUCAUUAAAAUUAGAAUCACAAUAUGAAGAUAUUUCGGAUGAUGAAGACAUGGGAUU
This is a messenger RNA of Didymodactylos carnosus, 227 nucleotides long. Lineage: Eukaryota; Metazoa; Rotifera; Eurotatoria; Philodinida; Philodinidae. The record is from the annotation of a GenBank genome assembly.